Messenger RNA from Malus domestica (apple), 483 nucleotides. Its product is annotated as ethylene-responsive transcription factor ERF011-like. Gene Ontology annotation, biological process: regulation of DNA-templated transcription. The record is from RefSeq and is marked provisional. Gene Ontology annotation, molecular function: DNA-binding transcription factor activity; DNA binding. NCBI's taxonomy places the organism in Eukaryota, Viridiplantae, Streptophyta, Magnoliopsida, Rosales, Rosaceae.
AUGGAAGGCGAUUACUGCUGCUCUUCGUCGUCUUCUUCCUCAACGUCCACGAGCAUGGAGAAGCGUAAGCAUCCUGAUCACCGCCAAGAAAAGCAAUACAGAGGAAUACGGAUGAGGAAGUGGGGGAAGUGGGUGGCGGAGAUUCGAGAACCCAACAAGCGCUCUCGAAUUUGGCUCGGCUCCUACACGACCCCCAUGGCUGCCGCCCGAGCUUACGACACCGCCGUUUUCUAUCUUCGAGGCCCUUCUGCCCGCCUCAACUUCCCGGAACUUGUAUUCCAAGACGACGGCCAGCAGCUCCACGACAUGUCGGCGGCUUCGAUACGGAAGAAGGCUACGGAGGUCGGGGCUAAGGUUGACGCUGUUCAAACCGCUCUCCGCUCAUCGCCGACGUCGCAGUCCAAAACAACGUUGAGCCGGGGUGGCUCUUUGAAGCCCGACUUAAAUGAGUACCCCGACCCAGAAAACUCCGAUGAAAGUUAA